This is a messenger RNA of Vitis vinifera (wine grape), 681 nucleotides long. RefSeq lists its product as uncharacterized. The record is from RefSeq and is a predicted model, not a curated record. Lineage: Eukaryota; Viridiplantae; Streptophyta; Magnoliopsida; Vitales; Vitaceae. The transcript is spliced from 2 exons. Gene Ontology annotation, molecular function: nucleic acid binding; RNA-DNA hybrid ribonuclease activity. Bases 1 to 681 code for a protein of 226 amino acids.
AUGCUUGAGUAUGAGUACAGAUACAUUAUGAUUGAGCGUCUCUGUUUGGCACUGGUUUGGGCCACUAGAAGGCUGAGACACUAUGUGACCGAGUAUUCCAUAUUAUUGGUUUCACGAUUAGAUCCAUUGAGAUAUCUGUUCGACAGGCCUGUUUUAAUUGGUAGGCUCACAAGAUGGUUAGUGUUAUUGAUAGAGUUCGAUAUUCAGUAUGUCACGCAUAAAUCAGCAAAAAGAAGCAUUGUUGCAGAUCAUUUGGCUUCUUUGCUAGUAUCUGAUGAUAGACCGGUUGACGAUGUUUUCCCUGAUGAGCAAUUUGUCUCAGUGACUAGUAUUGGUGAUCAUAUUCCUAGAUCAGUCCGGUUGGCAUUCUCUAAUCAUCACCGACUGAUGAAUAAUGUUGUUGAGUACGAGGCAUGCAUUACAAGUCUAGAGACUGCACUUGAUCGUGGAGUUAGACAGUUGGAAAUCCACGGGGAUUCCAACUUGGUUAUUCAGCAGACUCAGGAUAUCUGGAGGACUCGGGAUGAGAAGUUGAAACCCUAUCAUGCUUAUUUGGAUUUGUUGGUUGAUAAGUUUGAGGAGUUGAGAUAUAUACAUCUGCCCAUGGCAGAAAAUCAAUUUACUAAAGCACUAGCCACCUUAGCUUCUGUGAUGAAGAUCCUUGCGGGAGUGACUGUGUGA